Penicillium cinerascens is the source of this 1539-nucleotide messenger RNA. RefSeq names its product nucleoside transporter. Bases 1 to 1539 code for a protein of 512 amino acids. Lineage: Eukaryota; Fungi; Ascomycota; Eurotiomycetes; Eurotiales; Aspergillaceae. Gene Ontology annotation, cellular component: plasma membrane; fungal-type vacuole membrane. Gene Ontology annotation, molecular function: transmembrane transporter activity. Gene Ontology annotation, biological process: transmembrane transport. The transcript has a single exon. The record is from RefSeq and is a predicted model, not a curated record.
AUGGCUUUCGACGCAGAAAAAGGCCUUGCAAAAGGCAACUUUUCAACCGAAUCACCAGAUGUGAUCUCGGUCGACAACGAUGCCCAUUCGCACAAUACCGGUGUCCUGGCCAGGCUUCGCGCCCUGGAGGCCAGGAUGGACAAGAAACUCGGGGUAGAGUCCGAAGCCAUCGUUCGCAAGCGCCCCGAAGAUAAGAAAAAGGUGCAUUGGGUAGAGGAGUUGUCGAUGGCGGCACUGUGGGCGAGCGGCACAAUGAACACUUCCUGCUUUGCGACCGGCUUCCUCGGCUGGGAAUUUGGCCUGACCCUGAAACAGUCGAUCGUCAUAACCAUCUUUGUCUCCAUUCUGGCUGCCUCGCUGAGUGGCUUCUGUGCCACCUUCGGCGCCGUGACCGGUUUGCGCCAGAUCAGUGUCAGUCGGUACAGCUUCGGCUGGUGGCCUAAUAAGCUGGUCGCCUUGCUUAACAGUAUCCAGCAGAUGGGCUGGGCUGCGGUCUCAUGCAUCACUGGAGGUCUCGCCUUGACGGCGGUUUCGGACGGCCACGUAUCUUUGAUUCUUGGAAUCGUCAUUCUGGCCGUCGUGGCGCUGAUCAUCUCUUUCGUCGGGCUGAACGCCAUUUUAAUUUACGAGAGAUGGGCCUGGAUGGUCUUUUUCGUCAUCUUCCUUAUCAUCUACGGCCAGACCGGCAAAUAUGCAGACAAUUCGGCUCCGGCCACCGUCACUGGUGCGAGUUUCUCCGGCGCCGUUCUCACCCUGAUUGCCAUUGUCUACGGGUCCAGCGCUUCCUGGUGCACCAUGGCCAGCGACUAUUACGUCCACUACCCCGUCAACGUGAGUCGUGUGAAGGUUUUCUUCAUGACUACCUUUGGUAUCGCCAUCCCGACCUCGGUCGGCAUGGUAGCCGGCUGCGUGGUCGCUUCCGCUCUGAACAACAAGCCCGAGUGGUCUAGCGCGUACGACGAGGGAAUUGGCUACCUCAUCCAAGACAUGCUCUAUCCUCGCGGGUUCGCCAAAUUCCUCCUCACGCUUCUCGUCUUGUCCGGUAUCAACGUCAACGUCAUCAGUAUUUACAGCUCCGCCAUUUCAUUCCAGCAACUUUCAAGACCCUUUGCUCGAAUUCCUCGGUUCAUAUGGACUCUGUUCUGUUUCGCCUGCAUCCUCGCGCUGGCCAUUGGUGGUCGCCAGAAGCUGAACGCCUACCUCCAAAAUUUCCUAAGUCUACUGGGAUAUUGGUGCACGAGCUAUGCCGUCAUUCUCUUCGAGGAACACUUCAUCUUCCGCAAGGGAAACUUUGACAACUAUGAUUUGGAAGGGUGGAAUGACCCGGCGAGGCUGCCCAAGGGCAUUGGUGCGGGAGUAGCAUUUGCCCUCGGGGUUGUGGCUUGGUGUAUGGGUAUGGAUGAGACUUGGUUCAUCGGCCCUCUUGCUAAAUUGAUUGGAACGGGCGGUGGUGAUGUCGCCAAUGAGUUCACUUUUGUGGUGACGGCUUUGAGUUAUAUACCUGCAAGGUACUUGGAGCUCAAGUACUUUGGACGGUAA